GAACAACAAUAGGAUUAAGAGAUCACCUAUAUCAACACCAUCAUGCCCAGCCCUAGAAAUAGCCCAAAGAAUAGCCGUGAUCGAAGAGCUCUUGAUAACAGGCUGGAAUUCCUGUCACUGAUAGGCCAGAAGAGUCCAUCACCUCCAGAUAGUCCAUCGCGUCGCAAGGACUACACAGGCAGUUCUGGGUCUCCACAGACUCUACCUGAAGAAGACUGCAUGAAGCUGAACCCAUCUGUUGUGGACAUUGCCUUGCGUUCCUUGUUAGCCAUUGAUCUUUGGGCUUCUAAACAGCUUGGAGUAUGUGCUGGAGAGAGUUCCUCUUGGGGCAGUGCCCGCCCUCUCAUGAUGCUCAUUGAGGUCUCGGGACAUGGCAUUCCUUGGCUAGCUGUCACUCUGUAUGGGCUUUGUAGAAGUGACAGCUCAGCAUGGUGUGAGGUGCUGCUCAACUUGCUCUUUGCUCUGGUGCUCGAUCUAGUGUUGGUGGCUGCAGUAAAAGGACUGGUAAAAAGAAGGCGCCCAGCCUACAACAGGAUGGACAUGUUUGCCACUGUCUCCGUGGACAAGUAUUCAUUUCCCUCCGGCCAUGCUACCCGAGCUGCUCUGGUCUGCCGGUUUAUUCUACAUCAUUUUGUACUGGCGCUCCCUCUGCGGGUGCUUGUGAUUCUUUGGGUCUUUGUUGUGGGAAUCUCCCGAGUUAUGCUGGGUAGACACAAUGUGACAGAUGUGAUCUGCGGCUUAAUAAUAGGUUACAUGCAGUACGGCCUGGUGGAAUACUUCUGGUUGUCACCUGUCAGUGCUCCUUUCCUCUUUUCAUUGUGCAGUUGACAGUGUUGAACAGAUCUAUUAAUCCCUGCACGAAGAAGGAAAAAAAUCAUAAAGAUUCAUCUGAUCAGCAAAAUGCAUAGGUAGGACAAACAAAAGUCGAUAUAUGAGUUGCUUUGGUGCUUAUUCAGAGGUCUAAGUGGUGCCAUCUUGGUGUUUAAAUAUUUUGCUGGGCUGGAGCAUGAACCAACCCAUAAAACUGCACAAAAUCCCUCCAUUGUACAAGUGUGUUUUUGAUAUGACACAGCACUGGGACUCUGAAGCCAACUAGUCAUUCAUACUUAGAUAAAAUUUUUAUACUGUGUUUGUCUAAUGUACACUGUGUCAAGCUGAUGCUGUAAGCUGUACUGGUGCUGAUAGCAUUUGAAAUUGUAAUAAUGGCAUGACUUGUGUCUCUCUGAUGUGUUUAGAGAAUUCAUAGUCUUUCAUUUAAUAAUCUCACUCUUCUACAGAGUUCUAACACUUUGUUUAAUAGGUUGUUAUUUCUUAGGCAUCACUUUUGUCUGCCUUCAUUGCAUUUUGUCAGGGUGGAUAAUAAUGUAUUUGUUUUAAAAAAAAUUAAAUUGAAAAUUGUUUUUUUUAUUUAAAUCAUCAAAAAAAUCUGAUUUUUAAUUUUUUUAAAAUGUAAAUCAAAUACAACUGGUUUUUGUCAUGGAGCUGCUUCCAAGCAUAAAUGUGAAAGGUAAAAAGAAUCAUACUUGGAAAAAGAACACGCAUAUCUUAUCAGUUUGCUAAAUAGAUCAUUUAACACUUCAACAAAGGCUAGCAGGAUAAUGCCUGGCUGAAUGUUUCAGUAUCCCAGAAAGCAGAGCUCUGCAAGCAGAUAUUUCAGACUUUGCCUGUUUCGAUUGUAUAUCUGCUCCUAUUGCUAUAACACCAUAUUUGUUGUCCUUGCUGUGUUCUACUUCCAAGGUCUUAUUAGACUGUAUCUAUUUCUGACUUGGUGUGGAGGCUGGUGGGUAGCUCUUGACAGUUUAGGAAAAACACAAUAGAACUGAUGUAAGCAAGCAAAUUUGGAAAGUUGCUAUCUCUUGAUACUUUAUUGCUUAUUAGGCUAUCAUGAUCUGGUGAAACUGAGAAGUACAAGGUAGAUUUGGCACCCCUUCCCCUCCCCCCCAAGACUGGGGUAAGCUCAACAUACUUGCACAGACUAGCAUGGGCCUUUCUAGAACAUUUGUUAUUUUUUAUUCUCCAGUAUUUAACUCUGGCAUUGUACACUAGACAUGUGGAUGAACUGCCAAAAUGGCAGGUCUUUGUGGGUUGUCCAGAUUGAUGACCCAUGAAUUUCCCAAGGGAUUUCUGACAAACCACAAAUUGGUUUGUAAGGUUUUCUUUAGACAACUUGUGGUUGUCUAAAGAGAAAAACUGAAGCCCCCACCCCCUUCCCACUGCCUGCCUUUGCC
Molecule: messenger RNA, 2228 nt
Organism: Pogona vitticeps (central bearded dragon)
Lineage: Eukaryota; Metazoa; Chordata; Lepidosauria; Squamata; Agamidae
Gene: PLPP6
Product: phospholipid phosphatase 6
Molecular function (GO): sphingosine-1-phosphate phosphatase activity
Source: RefSeq, a predicted model, not a curated record